Molecule: messenger RNA, 1323 nt
Organism: Caenorhabditis remanei
Lineage: Eukaryota; Metazoa; Nematoda; Chromadorea; Rhabditida; Rhabditidae
Exons: 4
Coding region: 1-1323 (440 amino acids)
Source: RefSeq, a predicted model, not a curated record
AUGAACAAGAAAGAAUACAAUAUUUGGGAUGAUCACAGCUACGAGAAGGCGUCGAAAUUGAAGAUUGAACACAUAGCGAAAGGAAAGGGAUAUGAAGAUUACGAAGGAGAAUACGAGAAUAUGGAUAAUGGGCGUAAUGUGAAAUCUUCGAAACUCAAUAUUCAAAAUAUAAGGAAAGGAAAUGGAUGUGAAGGAUAUGAAGAUGAUUAUGAGAUUUUGGAUGAUGAGAGUAAUGUGAAGUCUUCACGGUUCAAUAUUCAAUAUAUAAGGAAAAGAAAAGCAUUAUCUGAAAUUCGCGAAACAAAUUCGGAAAUUCAUGAGAGUUGUGAAACUGGUGAUGUGAAGCGACAAAAGAAAAGUGGUCGAAAGUUGAAGCAGAAGGUGAAUGAUAAGUAUACUGAGUAUAAAUAUGAAGAUGUCGUGUUUUUUAUCGAGAAAGUUGAGCAACAUACAGUUCUUUGGGAUUCUUCGAGAACGAACUCUUGCCGUAAAGAAACACAACGUAAACUGUUCGAUGAGAUUGAGGCCGCUUGUGGCAAGUUUAUGCCAAGAGGAAAGAAUGUGCAUGGAGGAACAGCGCAAAAGCUGUGGGACGAUCUGAGGAAGGAUUAUGUUGACAAUAAAAAAAAAGUACAAAAGGCAAAAAGUGGAGCCGGCGUCUGCGAUUUGGAUGACUUCAUCUUUGAAAAAAAUUUAAAAUUUUUGGAUUUAGCAUUGGAAAAAAGAUCUGUUAAAAAUGCUUAUGUUUUCGGAGAUGAGGAAGAUGUAAUCAUUGAAAGUGAUGAUGAAGACGUUAGAUGUGUUGAUGAUAAUGAGAUGGUAGAGACGCCAAAACGAAAAUUGAAUUUUUCUGAAAAGCCCACGCCGAAAAGAAGAAGGGAAACACAAUAUGACUUGCUAAUGAAAAAGCUGGAGAAAUCAGAUGAAGCUAUCGUAAAAGCUUUGGAAGAUGUGAGAGAAGGGAAUGGUUGUGACUCGGAAAGAAUCUGUAAAACAUUCCAAAAACACGUGGAAAAUUGGCCGGAAGUGGAUAGGUAUUUAGCCGAAUCCAGUGUGUUGCAGCAUAUCAAAAAUUUGAAACUAUCUGGACCAGAAGCUUUGCCGUCGAAUUAUAUCCAUCAGCCUCACCAGCAACAACGAAUGCGACCACAGAUGCAAAUGCAAGAACAAAAUAAUUUUCGGCACCAACUGCAAGUUCAGCAUCAUAAUUAUUUCCCGAAUACGUCACUCGAUCAGGCCUCCUCGUCAAAUCCACAGAACUACAAUUGUCAUCAGCACUACGAUCCAUUUGGAGAUGAUAUCUUCGAUAUGAAUUUUCGAUAG